CAGAUUUGCUGGCCUCACUUCAACAAAUUCUUCCACCAAAUUACACUUAUCAAAUAAAAAAUUAUAACGAACUUGAGCCAAUAAUUACUGCUGAAAAUGUAAAUAUUGGACAAAUCAACAUGGAUUUAUAUGUAGAUAUUAAUACUAAAGAAGAUGCUUUAAGUUGGUUAAAUAACUUUCAAGAGAUAUCAAAGACUACCAUGCGUAUGGAAACACAAAAACAAUAUAUUGACCUAUUUAGUAUAGGACAUAUAGCAGCUACGACAAGACAUAUAUACAAAGAUAAACUACACUUAUCUGCAUCAGAUGAUGAUGAACUUGUGUAUUUCUUGGCUGAUCGAGCAAAAAACCUAGAUAGAGGCUUCUUAAGGCAUCUUUAUCAUCAAUUCUGUUUGAUGAGAAGAGUAUAUGAAAAGAUUCUUGAGGCUAGUGAACUUUGUUAUCUGAAUGCAUCUGCAGCAUUUGAUCUACUUAAUACAUCUAUUAGUCUUCUUUAUACAAAUUGCUCAGUUGGUGCACUACUAUUAGAAAUAUUUUUAACAUUGAAUGAAGCUAAAGUUACAAUUGAAAACACAAUAAAUUUACUUAAAACAAUCCCACCAAACAAUGCCUUCUCUGGACACGGAUCACAA
Molecule: messenger RNA, 632 nt
Organism: Scutellospora calospora
Lineage: Eukaryota; Fungi; Glomeromycota; Glomeromycetes; Diversisporales; Gigasporaceae
Source: the annotation of a GenBank genome assembly